AUGAGCCCCCGGAGAGAUAGCUCAGAGGCGGCCUUAACCCGCAGCAGCAGCGUGAGGCUCCCGGCCAGCUCGGUCAAAUUAGGCCUGAAGGUGGAGCAAUACCUCUCGGCCAUACAGAGAUCAGAGUCUCUCAGGUAUGCAAACCCAUUCCACACUGAGUUCCCAGUGGUUCCCGUGGAUGUCACCAGCAAGCGCCACCUUUUCGAGAAGGAGCAGGUGGGCCAGAGCCAAGAGGACCCAGCCUCUAGCCGCAAGAACCAGGAGACACAGAGGGAGUUGGCAGCUGGCAGCAAGCCCCAGUGGAGGAAGAAGCCAGAGGCCCCGCUGGGUGCCGAGGGGGUGCUGGCGGGCAGGGCACAUGCGGGCUCCUAGAAGCCGUCUGCUGCACAGAAGACACUUGAGCCGAAAGCAAGCCUGGACCCUGAGACUCCCCGCCCCAGUAAAUGUUUCAUGUUCCAGAAGAUCUCUGUGCUGGAGGAGAGAGCUGUCUCAGGAAAGAGGGCAGUUCCAGACAAAGCCAGCGACUCAGAGAAAAGACCAGUGUCUGAGAAAGCCACCGUCUUCGAGAAGACCCCAGUCCCCGAGAUGCAGCCGGCCCCAGUCAGGGCCAUGGCCCCAGUGUGGCCCCAGGACUGGGAGCAGUCAGCCUCAGCAGAGUGCCCAUCCAGCCCCAGGAGGCAGCGGGGCACUGGGCCUGAGAAGGAGCCCGAGUCUUUGGCGGGGCCUCUGCCCCGGGCUGGCGGCCUCCCGCCUGUCACUCUGCAGGUGAGCAGCCCCAGCACGGAGGCGGAGGCCAAGUCCCCCUCGCCCACAGUGGCCUUGCCCACCUUCAGCAGCAGCCUGCAGCGCUCCAGCCCCCACGCCAUCUCCUUCAGGAUGAGCCCCCGGAGAGAUAGCUCAGAGGCGGCCUUAACCCGCAGCAGCAGCGUGAGGCUCCCGGCCAGCUCGGUCAAAUUAGGCCUGAAGGUGGAGCAAUACCUCUCGGCCAUACAGAGAUCAGAGUCUCUCAGGUAUGCAAACCCAUUCCACACUGAGUUCCCAGUGGUUCCCGUGGAUGUCACCAGCAAGCGCCACCUUUUCGAGAAGGAGCAGGUGGGCCAGAGCCAAGAGGACCCAGCCUCUAGCCGCAAGGAGAACUUGCAGCUCUCAGGGGUGGAGAAGUCACAGCUCAUCCUGUGGAUGAGCAGGGCCCAGGAGUCAGCACAGCAGGGCCCACAGAACCAGGAGACACAGAGGGAGUUGGCAGCUGGCAGCAAGCCCCAGUGGAGGAAGAAGCCAGAGGCCCCGCUGGGUGCCGAGAAGAUCUCUGUGCUGGAGGAGAGAGCUGUCUCAGGAAAGAGGGCAGUUCCAGACAAAGCCAGCGACUCAGAGAAAAGACCAGUGUCUGAGAAAGCCACCGUCUUCGAGAAGACCCCAGUCCCCGAGAUGCAGCCGGCCCCAGUCAGGGCCAUGGCCCCAGUGUGGCCCCAGGACUGGGAGCAGUCAGCCUCAGCAGAGUGCCCAUCCAGCCCCAGGAGGCAGCGGGGCACUGGGCCUGAGAAGGAGCCCGAGUCUUUGGCGGGGCCUCUGCCCCGGGCUGGCGGCCUCCCGCCUGUCACUCUGCAGGUGAGCAGCCCCAGCAUGGAGGCGGAGGCCAAGUCCCCCUCGCUGGUGGGCCAGAGCCGAGGGCCCAGCCUCCAGCCACAAGCUGCUGGCUCCUGGCUUCAGCCGGUCUUGCCCCGGAUCUACUGGUACGGGAAGGGCCACUGGGCUCAGAGGCCCCCGGGGACCGUGGAAGGACAGCCUCAGCUGAGACGGGGCCAGGUCAACAGAAGAGCAGGAACCUGGGAGGAUCUCAUUGCCCUGGUCCAGCUCUGCAGGUGGGCCAACAGCUGCUGUCAGGACGAGUCCAGCUGCCUGCUGGGCACAGGGCUGAGGAGGGAAGAGGAGGCCAUGUCGGACGUGGAAUAG
Budorcas taxicolor (takin) is the source of this 1950-nucleotide messenger RNA. RefSeq names its product ladinin-1-like. Lineage: Eukaryota; Metazoa; Chordata; Mammalia; Artiodactyla; Bovidae. Gene Ontology annotation, molecular function: structural molecule activity. The record is from RefSeq and is a predicted model, not a curated record.